Molecule: messenger RNA, 2300 nt
Organism: Hydra vulgaris (swiftwater hydra)
Lineage: Eukaryota; Metazoa; Cnidaria; Hydrozoa; Anthoathecata; Hydridae
Source: RefSeq, a predicted model, not a curated record
AAAUAAGUACAGAAAAGCGGCAAGUUUUUAGAGACAAUAUAAUUUUAUAGUCAUUUUUGAUAGGAAAAGAAAAAAAACAAUGAUGUCAUUUAUUGUUUUGACGCGAAUUAUAAAUACAAAAAACAAACUUCUUUACAAAAAAUAAAAGUUUCGUUUAAGAAAAAAUGUUUUUACAAAUAUUGUUAACACUACUCGUACCUAUAAUAUAUACUGAGAACGAGUUCCCUGGAGUUCGCCCAACAGUUGUUUCCAUCGGAACUGACUGGAACAGUGAAGUCUGGGCAUUCUAUACUUCAGGUGGCUUGCUUUAUUGGACUGAUAUCAAAAGAAGAGAUGAUAUCAGAGAAACAACUAAAUGGAUAAAGUUAGAUCUUCCUUCUGGUUUAAGUACAUGUUCUAAUCCAAAAGCACUUAUUACAAUUCAGAAUGAAGUAUUGUUAUUUAUUCAUGCCAAUGAUGGACAAGUGUAUUACUCUUUUUUUAAUCAAUCUCUGUCAAAACUUAAAUGGAUUAAUGUUAAUAGUGAUUUGCCUUUUGAUGAAGGAAUUUUAUGUGGUACAGGAGAUACGAUAUCUGUUUUUUCUGUUGGUGAUAAGUUACAAAUCUUUGCUCGUUCAAUCACCAAUACAUCUUAUCUUUAUACAUCAAUAAUUUCUGGUGAAAAAGCUUCUCUUUGGCAAAUGAUUGGGCAACCUGCUAUUAAAUUGUUAAAAGAUGCAGCUAUAGGAUGGAACUCUUUUACACAAAUGUUUGAGGCUUUUAUUGUUGCUAAUGACGGUUAUCUUUAUCGAAGUUGGCAGUUAUCCAUGUAUAAAUGGUCAUCUUGGGAUAAAACUGGGUAUUACGCUCCUUCCUCACAAUUUGCUCCAGUUGUUUAUGGAAUGUCAACGAAUAUGUUUAAUGGUCAGUUAAACUUAUUUGUACAUGGAGAAGAUAAUAUGUUGUAUCAUAUCUGGCAAACAACGUGUGACAAAGUUCCUAAUCCUUGGGGUUGGUGUACUUGGAGUACAUGGAAGCAAAUAGGUAGUAAAAUGCCUCAAUCAGCUAAUCUUAACACAUUAAGUAUUGGAAACAAUUUACAUUUGGGUAUUGAGAUUUUUUUGUCUGGACUUGAUGGUAAUCUCUACAAACUAUGGCAAAAGGAUAGAGGAGGCAUAUGGAAUGGUUGGCAGUUAGUUGAUGCACAGAAAGAGUAUAAGUUGGCUUCUCUUCCUCAAGUCAUCGAUGAUGGAUCAGGAUGGUGGUGUGCUUAUGCUCUUGACACACAACAAAAUUUAAUUGCAAUCAAGCAAAAUCGCUCUUUAACACUUUCAACUGAUACCAUUAUAUCAGCUUCAAGUUUUACUAUUUCCUGGGAUAUGCCAGAAGAUGAAGUUACUAGCAAUGAUUGGAUUGGUAUUUUUUUGUCUAACGCAUCCAAUCAACUGUACUUGGAUUAUGCAUAUGUUGGAGGUGGACAAAAUCCUUCCUCAAAAGCUGUUCCUCAUGGCAACAUAAAUGUUACAACAUAUCUUCCUGAUGGUGCUUAUGACGUCAGAUACUUAAUUGAUAAACGCUUUGUAGCUGCCUUGGGCGUCUCAACUUUAGUCAAAAAAGGUUCAGAGGAUGUUGCAUGGAUUCAAAUAUUCACUGGUAUUUUUACAGGUCUACAGUUCAAAGAUGUUAAUGUUAGUACUUGUGUAAAAGAUGCAGAAGAAAUAGAGAAAGAUUUUCUAGAUGCAUUUGAAGAUUUUGAAGAAAGAUCAAUAUAUUCAGGUUUGCAGAAGUUAGGUGUGGCAGUUAAUGUUAUAGUUAAAGCAAUGAGUGAUUGUGGAAUUUCACAAAAUAUCAUAGAUCGAAUUUCUAAAUUUGUCAAAGAUUUAAUUGCCUGCACUGAUAAGGGAUCGUGUGUUCAUUUUGUUAUUGAUAUCAGUACGGAAAUAUUAGUACUUUAUGAAAAUUCUUAUGAGAUUUAUGGCGAUAUCAGAGCAUCGAUAAAUUCAUUCAAGAUAAAAGCUUAUGAACAAGGAGGUGUCAAUAUCGGACGCAUCAUAAAAGCAUGCAUCGAUUUACCUCGAUAAACAAAAGAAAAUUUCUUAACCAGAUAGUAUUUAACUUAUAACAAGUAAUCAAGUUAAUUGUAAUAUAAAAUGUAAUAGUAUAGUAUAGUAUAUAAUAUACUUUUUUUUUAGUACUGUGUAUGUUGUUUUAAGGUUCUAAGGAAGUUUUUUGUUUCUUUUCUCGUAGAUGUAACUUUUAUUUCAAAAAAAGUAAUAUGUAAAAAAAAUUUAAUAGUAUAGUGAAUAAUAUACGUGCUUUAA